Plutella xylostella (diamondback moth) is the source of this 1724-nucleotide messenger RNA. It is a transcript of the gene Dbct, whose product is annotated as Dihydrolipoamide branched chain transacylase E2. NCBI's taxonomy places the organism in Eukaryota, Metazoa, Arthropoda, Insecta, Lepidoptera, Plutellidae. The record is from RefSeq and is a predicted model, not a curated record. Gene Ontology annotation, cellular component: mitochondrion; cytoplasm. Gene Ontology annotation, molecular function: acetyltransferase activity; lipoic acid binding.
UUCGUGCAUGUUAUCGGCAGUGGGCCGCGGGCACCGGCUUCGAAAACACGUAUUGAAUAUGUGUUUUUAAUUAAUAUUUAAGCAUAUAAUUAGGUAGAAAAAUUGUAAAUUAAAUAUGGCUUCAAUCGUUCGGAGGAGCUUGGCUUCAGCUAGAAAUGUGAAGAGAUACCGGAAAGUUACAGUUUUCAUGCAGACGGAGCGACACCAAUCAAUACUGGCCACAAAAAACACGAGAGAAAACCAGAAGCCAAAACAUGAGAGCAGUUUCCACUCGAGAGCGUUUAGAACCAGCGCCGCCGCGAACAAGAUUGUCGCCUUCCACCUGUCCGACAUAGGCGAGGGCAUACGGGAGGUCGUCAUUAAGGAAUGGUUCGUAAAAGUGGGCGACUCAGUCCAGCAGUUCGACAACAUCUGCGAGGUGCAGAGCGACAAGGCGGCCGUCACCAUCACCAGCCGGUACGACGGCGUGGUCUCCCGCCUGUAUCACGAAGUGGACCAGACGGCUAAAGUCGGCCAGCCAUUGGUGGACAUUGAGGUCGCUGAUGAUGGUGCAGCAUCAGCCCCAACUUCCAGUGCAGACGCAACCCCGAAACCAGAAGCCACUAAAGACACAGCCACAAACCAAAGAGUAAAAGUAUUGACCACUCCAUCAGUCAGAAGAAUCGCAUCACAGUUUCAGGUAGACCUGAGCACAGUGAAAUCAACCGGGAAAAACGGACGCAUAAUGAAAGAGGACAUUCUCUCCCAUCUCAACAUGUCUUCAGACAAGUCCAACGAGGUACCUGCUGCAAGCUUCGUGGCCGCCGAGACUAUACCGGUGGCUGUCGCCAAGGCGUCCGCUGUGCUCGUGAGGGAAGAUCGGACGGUGCCCAUCUCUGGCUUCACUAAAGCCAUGGUCAAGUCUAUGACGGAGGCUAUGAAAAUCCCUCACUUCGGGUUCAGCGACGAAUACGACGUGACAAAGCUGGUGGCAGCCCGCAGCGAGCUCAAGGACCUGGCAGCAGCACGAGGGGUGAAGCUCACCUACAUGCCGCUCAUAGUGAAGGCAGCGUCCCUGGCGUUGUCAGAGUACCCCGUGCUCAACGCCAGUCUCGACGCCGGCUGCGAGAAUCUCAUCUACAAAGCCAACCACAAUAUUGGAGUCGCUAUGGACACGCCUAAUGGGCUUGUUGUGCCGGUUAUCAAGAAUGUGGAGCAGAAAUCUAUUCUGGAAAUAGCACAAGAUCUGAUGAGUCUACAAGAAAAGGGAUCAAAAGGACAGUUAGGACUCAGCGACCUGACUGGAGGAACCUUCACUAUCUCUAACAUUGGCAUUGUCGGAGGAACAUACACAAAGCCGAUUAUUCUUCCACCUCAAGUGGCGAUAGGAGCACUGGGCAAAAUUCAGGUGUUGCCAAGAUUCGACGCGAGCGGUAACGUGGUCCCGGCGCACAUCCUCACAGUGAGUUGGUCCGCGGAUCACCGCGUCAUCGACGGCGUCACCAUGGCCAGGUUCUCGGAGCAGCUUAAGAGCUACCUGGUCAACCCUUACAACUUCCUUCUGGAGCUGUGAACUGUGGACUUCGUAAGGUGCCCACGGAUGAAUAAUUUAUUGAUGACGGAGAUGCCAUCGUGUUGUGAAAAAUAAUGAAUACAGUGACCCGUUGUUGGUUUUGAGAGAAAAAGUCAGGAAUGAAGUGUUAAACUAUUUAUAUUUUAUUAAAAAUUCAUGUAAAACUGUGUAA